UUGGUCGACUGAUACGCUCGGGGUUGCAGCAUAACAUCCCUCGCCUUUUUUCAUUCAUUCUUUAUCUGAUUUUUAAAACAAGAAACAUACAACCCCAUCCAUCUUCGAGUCCCCCCCCUCUUUUUCUUCUUCUUCCCAGUUACAAUUGUUUUUUGCGGCCAGUUGCAUGCAUUGUUCGUCUCCCAAAAUGGUUUGCGAGACUAAAAUUGUUGCGGACGAACACGAUGCUAUACCUGGGACCAAAAAAGAUUCUAUGAUCGUGUCCUCCUCACAUAUGUGGGGCCCCUCCUCGGCCAGCACGGCCCUGAAUCCCGUCGAAGACCGGGACAUGAAGAAAGACGCGGUGUUCAUCCGCGAGUUUGAGCGCGGGGAUCAUGUCGAGGUGCGGCGCAUCUUUAACGAGGGUAUCACGGAAAGAAUACCCAACACAGUGUUCAGGGGGUUGAGGCAACAGCCUAAAACCCAGUUUUUAUAUGCUCUUCUGACAUUAAUGUGCUUUGUCGUGACCAAAUCCUUCGCCCUGACCUGCUGUGCACCGUUUAUUCUAAUGGGCGCGCGCUACUACUACAGCAGGAAAGUUAUCCUCGGUUACCUGGACUGUGCCCUGCACACGGACAUGGCCGACAUAGAAGCGUAUUACAUGAAACCUACAGGAUCCUGCUUCUGGGUGGCCAUGCUGGAGGGCCGCGUGGUGGGCAUCGUGGCGGCGCAGGGACGCGAGGAAGACAACACGGUUGAGCUGCGGCGCAUGUCCGUCGACGCCCGCUACCGCGGCAAGGGCAUCGCCAAGUCGCUUGGCCGGCGCGUGCUGGAGUUCGCCGUGCGCAACAACUACGCCGCCGUCGUGCUGGGCACCACCGCCGUGAAGAUGGCGGCGCACAAGCUGUACGAGUCGCUGGGCUUCCGUCGGACGGCCCGCAGCGACGACUACCGGCUGCCCGGCAUGAGCCGCACGCCACUGGAGAGGCUGUUCUUCCAGAUCCGCCACAGCCGCUACCGCCUGCAGCUCCGCGAGGAGUGA
Gadus chalcogrammus (walleye pollock) is the source of this 1021-nucleotide messenger RNA. It is a transcript of the gene aspnat, whose product is annotated as N-acetyltransferase 8-like. The record is from RefSeq and is a predicted model, not a curated record. The coding region runs from base 167 to 1021 and encodes 284 amino acids. Gene Ontology annotation, molecular function: L-aspartate N-acetyltransferase activity. Gene Ontology annotation, cellular component: mitochondrial membrane. NCBI's taxonomy places the organism in Eukaryota, Metazoa, Chordata, Actinopteri, Gadiformes, Gadidae. The transcript has 3 exons.